Molecule: messenger RNA, 1739 nt
Organism: Aspergillus heteromorphus CBS 117.55
Lineage: Eukaryota; Fungi; Ascomycota; Eurotiomycetes; Eurotiales; Aspergillaceae
Product: ESCO family N-acetyltransferase
Exons: 2
Coding region: 64-1305 (413 amino acids)
Biological process (GO): mitotic sister chromatid cohesion
Cellular component (GO): chromatin; nucleus
Molecular function (GO): protein-lysine-acetyltransferase activity
Source: RefSeq, a predicted model, not a curated record
CCUCAUCCUACCGCCAUAGAUGUUCUGCCUCGCUUGAAUGCCUCUUUUACAUUAGACAGGGAGAUGCCGUGGACUGUGACAAAUUCAUUCAAGCGAGGUCUUAUGAUGAAAACUUACGGACGGCCUCUUUGGCGCGUCUACGACGAGGAUUUGCGACCGGCCGCCAAAAAACGACGCGUCCAGUCCGCCACCGAUUCCGACGAGGCCGAGCAUAGCCUGCAAUAUGCCAUCCGCGAGUCCUCGACCGCCGUCCUGUCGAGUCCGUCGCGUCGCAAUUCCGUGAUCCUGUCCGAAGGCACCCAGGAGGAUGAGCUGUCGACCCCCCCAUCAUCGCCGCCUCCCCGGUUAAGUCCGCCGCCGGCCAACACGCGGAAACCCACGUUUGCCUUCCUCAAGCGUAAACACGCGGCCACCACCCCAACCACCACCCCAACCACCACCACGCCAAAGGAAGCCGCCGGAAACGCCACCCCACUCACCGAGGUCAAUUCCAAUAGUGUCCGCGCCUCAGUGGACCCCCCCAAGAAGAAAGCGACGCAGCCGCAGCAGCCGCCUGCCUUGAAGCAGAUGCAACUGGACUUGGGUCACGAGGUGCGCAAAACCUGUGCGACCUGUGGCAUGGAAUAUAUCCCGUCCAACGCCGAGGACGCGGCGCUUCACAAGAAAUUCCACGACAUGAACUCCACCGGGGUCGAUCUCGGCAAGGCCUUCAUGCGGGCCAACGCAUCGCGCUGGGUGUACGAGGCGACGCGGUUCGACGAGGGAUACGUGGUCAUUGUGGAUCGCAAGGCCUCACCGACCGCAAAGAACCAGGCCAAGAAGGUGCUCGAGGUCAUCUGCAAGGAAUUGUCGUCGCCCACGAUCGACGACGAGGUCCUCUGGAGCCAGACGGAACCGCCCCCGCACCUACGCCCGGACGGGACGACGGAGAAGGUGGAUCGGUACAAGGUGUUUCUACACAUGAAGGACAGUCGGUGCGUUGGGGCGUGUCUGACGGAGCGGAUCUGGGAAUCGCGGCCGAUUCAGAAGUCGGCGACGGCGCCGGCCGGCGGACCGGACUCGUCGGUCACGGUGCGGGAGGAAACACACCGGGCCAUCGUGGGCAUCUCGCGCAUCUGGACGUCCGGGUCGUCGCGGCGGAAAGGGAUCGCCAUGGACCUGCUGGAUUGCGUUGUGAGCAAUUUCAUCUACGGGAUGGAGAUUCCCAAGGAGCAGGUGGCCUUCAGCCAGCCGACGGAAAGCGGCAAGGGGCUGGCGCAGUCGUUCUUCGGCAAUGACGAGUGGCAUGUUUACGAGGAAAGCUGAGGGCAGCUACAUGACGACGAUAGACUGACUCUUUACAACAACAACAACAAGUACUACUACUACCAUCACCUUACAUGGGCUGUGCAUUUGGGAGGGAACGCCAGACGGCAAAUAACAAAUACCGCCGAGGCGAUUGUUUUCGUGAUACACGGGCGAGUUGAUACCCAGGCUUUCUCGGGCAUUGAAUUGACCUUCGAGGGAGGACCACUGUGACGACUACUUUGAUUGAUUGACUGAUUGAUUGCCUACACCAUUUGAUUUCUUCUUUGUAUAACUGGAGGUGUUUUGGGAGGGUCCGUCGGGUUCCGCGAGGCUUGGUAGUUGGCUUCGGACUGCCAUACCAUACCGAUCAUUCUUCACUGUAACAUAUAUUAUACCUUUGGGCAGGUUUUUCUUUUACUUCUUCUUCCUUUUUUUUUUUUUUUUUUUUUUUU